AUGCACGAGACCAGCAGGGAGGCAGAGCCGCCAUCAUGUCGCCCAACGAGGACACAGGGCACCAGGGGGAUACUCUAUGAGCAGUACAGACACAACCAAUCACAGCAGGGCACCAGGGGGAUACUCUAUGAGCAGUACGGAUACUGCCAACCACAGCAGGGCACCAGGGGGAUACUCUAUGAGCAGUACAGAUACAACCAAUCACAGCAGGGCACCAGGGGGAUACUCUAUGAGCAGUACAGAUACAACCAAUCACAGCAGGGCACCAGGGGGAUACUCUAUGAGCAGUACAGAUACAACCAACCACAGCAGGGCACCAGGGGGAUACUCUAUGAGCAGUACAGAUACAACCAAUCACAGCAGGGCACCAGGGGGAUACUCUAUGAGCAGUACAGUACAACCAAUCACAGCAGGGCACCAGGGGGAUACUCUAUGAGCAGUACGGAUACUGCCAACCACAGCAGGGCACCAGGGGGAUACUCUAUGAGCAGUACAGAUACAACCAAUCACAACAGGGCACCAGGGGGAUACUCUAUGAGCAGUACAGAUACAACCAAUCACAGCAGGGCACCAGGGGGAUACUCUAUGAGCAGUACGGAUACUGACAAUCACAGCAGGGCACCAGGGGGAUACUCUAUGACCAGUACAGUUACUGCCAACCACAGCAGGGCACCAGGGGGAUACUCUAUGAGCAGUACAGAUACAACCAAUCACAGCAGGGCACCAGGGGGAUACUCUAUGAGCAGUACGGAUACUGACAAUCACAGCAGGGCACCAGGGGGAUACUCUGUGACCAGUACAGUUACUGCCAACCACAGCAGGGCACCAGGGGGAUACUCUAUGAGCAGUACGGAUACUGACAAUCACAGCAGGGCACCAGGGGGAUACUCUAUGAGCAGAACAGAUACAACCAAUCACAGAAGGGCACCAGGGGGAUACUCUAUGAGCAGUACAGAUACAACCAAUCACAGCAGGGCACCAGGGGGAUACUCUAUGAGCAGUACGGAUACUGACAAUCACAGCAGGGCACCAGGGGGAUACUCUAUGAGCAGUACAGAUACAACCAAUAACAGCAGGGUACCUGGGGGAUACUCUACGAGCAGUACAGAUACAACCAAUAACAGAAGGGCACCAGGGGGAUACUCUAUGAGCAGUACAGAUACAACCAAUCACAGCAGGGCACCAGGGGGAUACUCUAUGAGCAGUACAGUUACUGCCAACCACAGCAGGGCACCAGGGGGAUACUCUAUGAGCAGUACAGAUACAACCAAUCACAGCAGGGCACCAGGGGGAUACUCUAUGAGCAGUACGGAUACAACCAAUCACAGCAGGGCACCAGGGGGAUACUCUAUGAGCAGUACAGAUACAACCAAUCACAGCAGGGCACCAGGGGGAUACUCUAUGAGCAGUACGGAUACAACCAAUCACAGCAGGGCACCAGGGGGAUACUCUAUGAGCAGUACGGAUACAACUAAUCACAGCAGGGCACCAGGGGGAUACUCUAUGAGCAGUACAGAUACAACCAAUCACAGCAAGGUACCUGGGGGAUACUUUAUGAGCAGUACGGAUACUGACAAUCACAGCAAGGUACCUUGGGGAUACUCUAUGAGCAGUACGGAUACUGCCAACCACAGCAGGGCACCAGGGGGAUACUCUAUGAGCAGUACGGAUACUGACAAUCACAGCAGGGCACCAGGGGGAUACUCUAUGAGCAGUACGGACACUGACAAUCACAGCAGGGCACCAGGGGGAUACUCUAUGAGCAGUACAGAUACAACCAAUCACAGCAAGGUACCUGGGGGAUACUCUAUUAGCAGUACAGAUACAACCAAUCACAACAGGGCACCAGGAGGAUAA
Haliotis rufescens (red abalone) is the source of this 1857-nucleotide messenger RNA. RefSeq names its product dentin sialophosphoprotein-like. The transcript has 2 exons. Lineage: Eukaryota; Metazoa; Mollusca; Gastropoda; Lepetellida; Haliotidae. Bases 1 to 1857 code for a protein of 618 amino acids. The record is from RefSeq and is a predicted model, not a curated record.